AUGAAGAUCACUUCGCUUCCUCUCUUCACCAUUACUACCAUGGCAUUGUUGGCCAUGGCGCAAGGUGAUGCUGUCUGCCAUACCGUCAAUGCUGUGGCUGUCCCAACCCCUAUCAUUGAAACAAUUUCGGUCCUAACUGGAACCACCAACGUCAUAUGUGAUUUGAGCUGUGACGGCUCUGUAAAUGUCAAUUCUCGACUCGUUGUUGCUGGGAUGAUUGACUCUGGUACAAGUACUUGUGGAGGCUCGAUUUCCAGCAACAUAUUCGAAGACCUAACCUUAUCUUAUUCUGCAAACGGCAACAUGAACGUGGUCAUCACAUGUACUUGCAUUGGUGCUGGUAAUCCUGCUCCCACUCCUCCCGCUUCCUCUUGUUUUUCCGAGCAAGCCACUGUGGAACAACCCGGCCAAGCACCCACCAAGAUGACGGACCUCAAGAUUGGAGACAUGGUUUUGACCGCCAACAAAAAAUUCGAACCAGUCUAUGCAUUCGCCCACAAUGAUGCCACAACUGACACAGAAUUCUUACAAAUCCACACCACAAGUGGCAAGAACAAGAAACCAAUUGGAAGUCACUGGUCAGCAUUUGGUCUAUGUGCAGGGCAAGGAUGCUCCGGUCACAGCCAAAUCCAUCAAGGUUGGGAUAGCUCCCAGUCAAGCUGGACAUGGACAAGGAGGAGCUGCCCUUGUCACCAAGAUCAAGACUGUCCAGCGCCAAGGAAUCUAUGCUCCUCUGACUCAGGAUGGCACCCUUGUGUGGAUGGCAUUGCUCCUCGUGCUAUUUCCCUCCACCCAAUGGUGAUCCCCAAACCAUGGAACUACAAGGCCACUCUGCGUCCAUUAUCUCUCACCACCAUGUUGCUCACAUGCUCAUGA
Molecule: messenger RNA, 876 nt
Organism: Seminavis robusta
Lineage: Eukaryota; Bacillariophyta; Bacillariophyceae; Naviculales; Naviculaceae
Source: the annotation of a GenBank genome assembly